AUGCUGUUCCCUGACUGCCGCCUUGAAUCGGUGGGGUCCCAGUGCGAACGCUGCGCAUGUGAGCCCGCUUGUACCGCCUCCUUCACCAGGCUCGCCAUGACUCUGGGCAAUAUUCUUGAUGAAGAUGCCGAAGUGUUUGUGGUUAAGAUGUGGAGACUUUUGAUUUACGAGAGUGAAGCGAAGAAAUUGGGUCUUGUUGUUCCACGGAGUGCGCAAGUAGUAGUCGCUUGUAAAUGA
Cooperia oncophora is the source of this 237-nucleotide messenger RNA. The record is from the annotation of a GenBank genome assembly. NCBI's taxonomy places the organism in Eukaryota, Metazoa, Nematoda, Chromadorea, Rhabditida, Trichostrongylidae.